Messenger RNA from Saccharomyces mikatae IFO 1815, 1482 nucleotides. It is a transcript of the gene NCS2, whose product is annotated as Ncs2p. NCBI's taxonomy places the organism in Eukaryota, Fungi, Ascomycota, Saccharomycetes, Saccharomycetales, Saccharomycetaceae. The coding region runs from base 1 to 1482 and encodes 493 amino acids. The record is from RefSeq and is a predicted model, not a curated record. Gene Ontology annotation, molecular function: tRNA binding; sulfurtransferase activity. Gene Ontology annotation, biological process: tRNA wobble position uridine thiolation. Gene Ontology annotation, cellular component: cytosol. The transcript has a single exon.
AUGGAGUGCCAGAGAUGUCCUGCAUCAAGCAGAGAGUUGGCGACUGUUGAGUCUAGGAAGGAAAGGUUUUGCAAUGAAUGCUUUGUCAAGUUCGUGAACACUAAACAACGAAAGCAAAUGAUGAAAGAUGAUUUUUUCAGAAAUCUGUUCAAAGUUAUAUAUCCACAUGAUAAAGAAGGAUCAGUGGCUAAAAUUCUGCUUCCCCUGUCACUUUCAGACUCAGGGUCAUUGGUUAUGUUUGAUAUUGUUCAUGACUUACUAUUGGAACAAAUGAAGCAGCAUAAUAAUCAUACGGGCUUCACCAUCGAUAUACUUACUAUAUUUUCCGAAGAAAGCCUUUCUGUUAUUAAAGAACGUAUGGAAUGUUUGGUAAAUGAAAAAAUGUUACAACUGAAUAAAGUAAAAAAUAUAUUUAAUGUUCAUUUCAUUGACAUUAAUGAAUUCUUCAAUAGCACGUCGGAAUUAUCGAAUCUGAUCAUUGACGAUGAAAAUUUUGAGAUUUUCAGUAAGUUGAAGUUAGUAAAUGAUAGUGAUAGAUUGACAUUGAGGGAAAUAUUGAGUAAAUACUGUCUGAACAAUUCAUCUAGAGCUGACUUAAUAUCGAUUAUAAAAAAUCAAUUGAUCAAGCAUUUCGCAUACGAAAAUGGUAACGAUGCUAUAAUGUGGGGUCACUCUAUGACAAAAUUAUCUGAGGUGAUCAUUUCUCUUGUGGUAAAAGGUAAAGGUUCCCAGAUAGCAACCUUUCUGGACUCUGAUUCAUUUGAUACGUUGGGUAACAAAGCAUGCAAGUAUAAAAAUAUAUAUCCAAUGAAAGAUCUAUUAUCCAUUGAAAUUGAAAGCUUCUUACAAAUUAAGGAUUUGGCAAAAUUCCUUAUUAACGUUGAAGAAACUAACAUCAAACCUAACUGCAUGAUUACUAAGAAAUCAACACCAUCCCUUGGUCAACAAAAAUUAGUUAAAAAUAUGACAAUUAACGAAAUUACUACCAAAUACUUUCAAGAUAUACAAAACGAUUACUCGAAUAUAAUAUCAACCGUUUUAAGAACAGCAGAUAAAUUGGCACAACCUGUAUCAAAUAUAGCUAAGCCGUCACAAUGUCAACUAUGUCAAUCUAGAAUAUAUACAAAUCCAUCUAAUUGGAUAAACAGGAUUACAGUUACUUCGCCUUAUCCCAUAGAGACAUGCGAGGAGGAAUUUUUAUUCAAACAAUGGCAGGAGUCGAGAUUAGGAAAAUCUCACACUCAUUACGUGGAAUUGCUAGAUAAAAUUAAGAAGGAUCCCACCAAUAAUCACGAUGCUAGUGACAAUGAUGUCAAAUUGUGCUAUGGUUGCUUAAUUUUACUGAAUACCAGCAUCAAGGAUAAAAAUCUGAUGUGGCCAAAAAUUGAUACCAUGGAAAGUUUGGUAAACAAGAGUAAUGACAACAAAGAAUUGAAUCAAAUAUUGAAUCAAUUUGAGAUACAUUCCGAUGGAGAGGAAUAA